AAAUAAACGCUUCUUCCUCCUGCUUACAGACGUGGGGUAAAUAUGGAGGAAGAAGCGCAGUCUGGAGUGGAAACGAAGGAAAAUGCGGCCAGCGAAGAUGGGGACAAACGCGGAGAGAAAGAGGAAGUCACCGCCGAGGCAGAAACAGAGGACGCCUUUAAAAAACCGGCCAUAUUCGCGGCGCCGUCGCUAGCGAACAAGCGGAUAAACAGCGUAGCAGAAAACAAGGUGGACUCCGCGCCUGAGGCUGCUUCUGACGCGGCCGCCGGAGAAAAAGAGCGAAAAGAGGACGCACACGCCGACAAGCCCAAGAGACAAGACUUUAAAGCGAAGGGACCUCCUGUCGACGCGGGGAAGUUCCCCCCUCUGCCGUACGCGGAGCCCCCCUGGGGGGGUCCUUCCCCGGAAUCCACGUACGCCCUGGAGAUCCUCAAAAACGGCACCAUAGUGGACACUGUGCCGCUGACCCAGCGCAGCUACUUCGUGGUGGGGCGGCUGCCGGUGUGCGACGUCUCCCUGGAGCACCCGUCCAUCUCCAGGUACCACGCGGUGAUCCAGUACCGGUGCCAGGCCGGCGAGGUGGGCUGCGUCGGCGAGGAGAGGGGCUUCUACAUCCACGACCUGGGCAGCACCCACGGCACGGUGGUCAACAAGAACAAGAUCCCCCCGAAGACCUACAUCAGACUGAGGGUGGGACACGUGUUGAAGUUCGGGGGGAGCACCAGGCUGUUCGUCGUGCAGGGUCCGGAGUCUGACGAGGAAGAGGAGUCGGAGCUGACGGUGACGGAGCUGAGGGAGAGAGCCCGCAAACAGAGAGCUGAGCUGGAGAAGAGGAUGAUGGGAGACCGCUCUGAUGGAGAGGAGGAUGAUGUGGAAGGGGACGGCAAAAAGAGCCAGAGCGAAGCAUCGAAUCAGGACUCUGGAUGCUCCUGGGGAAUGGAAGAGGACGCUGCUCCGGAGGAAGACGAGAACGAGGAGAACCCCUUCUCGACCGAGUUCCACGAGGACCAGGAGGCAGCCUACCUCAAAGACCCCAAGAAGGCUCUGCAAGGAUUCUACGACAGAGAGGGCGAGGAGCUGGAGUUUGAGUACGAGGACCAAAAUCAUGGCACGUGGCUCUGCAGGAUCAAGCUGCCGGUGGACGACGCCCUGGGGCGGCAGCUGGUCGCAGAAGUGACCCACACGGGGAAGAAGAAGGAGGCAGCCGUUCAGUGCUGCCUGGAGGCCUGUCGGAUGCUGGAGGCCCGAGGGCUGCUGAGGCAGGAAGCGGUUUCACGCAAACGGAAGAAGAAAAACUGGGAGGACGAGGACUACUACGACAGCGACGACGACACUUUCCUGGAUCGGACCGGCACCGUGGAGAAGAAGAGGCAGGAGCGAAUGAAGAAGGCCGGGAAGAUCGAGGAGCGGACCGAGACCUACGAAUCUUUGGUGGCCAAGCUGUCCUCGGUGGAGAAGGAGCUGGCUGACACUCAGAAAAAGCUAACUGCUGGUAAACAAGAGACCUCGGCCUCCUGCGCCGAGGACUCGCUGGACGCCUUCAUGACGGCGGUGAAGACCGAGGCUGCGAUGGACGCCGUGGAGCGCAGGAAGCUUCACAUCCACGUGGCCGACCUGCGCAGAGAGGCUCAGAGGCUCCGGAAACUGGUGGACCUGACCCGGCCGGCGCAGAUGCCCUCGCUACUCCCCAGCGGAAGCUCUGACUCGGAGAAACCCAAAAAGAGCUUACCGCUGUUUGGCGCCAUGAAGGGAGGAAGCAAGUUCAAGCUGAGAACCGGAGCCAUCGGGAAGCUGACCCCCAAACGGCCCAACCUGCCCGCCGCGCUCUUCAACAUGAAAGAACUUCCAUCUGCGGGGGAGCAAGAGAAAGAGGAGGAAGAAGAGGAGAAGGAGGAGGAGGCAGAGAGAAGUAAAGAUGAUGGGGAUGAACGCAGCGCCGCCCAGUCUAAAGCUGACUGUGAAGAUUCCAGCGCUCCUCUGGGUCGCCUGAAAGAGUCUGAGGAGGUCAACGAUUUGAAGGCAGGGGGCACCACAGAGCCAGCUGCUGAGCCCAGUCCCAAGAAGAAGAAGAGAGUGAUGGGCCCCAGCAGGCCUCCACUGCCGGUGCAGCUGUCGGCACAGUAUCCACAGGAUGACCCCGACUAUUCUGUGUGGAUGCCGCCUGCAGGUCAGACCGGAGACGGCCGCACUCACCUCAACGACAAGUACGGCUACUGAGGAGGACACAACAGAGACGAGACAACAGAACCGCGACCUUUUUGGUUCCCUCUCUCAGACUGCGAGGAACUGGAAACGAGUGGCGUUCAGCCUCUGAGCAGUCGCAGCGCUGGCAGGGAGCGAUUCAAACGUUCGCCUUUUUAUUUGGCCCUCAGCAGCGUCCGACUCCAGAUUUCUGUUGUUUAGCUGCUCUUCCUGCAGAUGAAACCAACCUGACACCCAGUCCGCACCGCGCUCCUGUUUGGCUUCAGUCGAUCCCUGGCGUAACCCCCCCCCCCCCCCCCCUCCCCUCCCCUCCCUCCCUCUGCAAAGGGAGUGAGUGUGUGUCAGGAAGAGAGGGAGCGCAUUGAAGCAGCUUUUCUGACCAUCUGGACACUUGGAUGGCGUACUGGAUGAAACGUAAGCUGAUAAUGACUCAAGCUAAGUGGAGUGUGUGUUUCCAUGAGCACGCACACACAGUCCAGCCCUCUCAAAGUUCUCUUUUUAACAAGAUUGUCUCUGCGAGAGCUAGGCGAUUCCUUUCUCUGUGAAAUCCCACUCAAGUGUUGUUUCCUUAGACGUCAGCUACACGUCCCGUCCUCUUUGCACAUCUCUGCAACUGUGUUUUAACACAAUAAUACUAAGUGGAUCCUUUUUUUUUUUUUUUUUGUAAAAUAAUAAAACAGUACAUAAGUAAAAAAAAAAGGCUGGGUUGUGGUCUCUGUCAGCUACUAGUAGGAGCUGUGGAGCAGGAAAGUCGGACACUUUAUGUACACAGUGUUGUUUUUUUUUCUUAUAUGUAGAAAAUGUUUACCAUAAAUCGGAUGUUUGGUUUAGUUGGUCGCAAUCUGCGAUUUAACCACCAGAUGUUAGCAGAGGGACAGUUCUUAUUAAAGUGGGCUUCAGAGGAGUUUUUGAUUUAUUACAGAUUAAGUUAGGCUUAAUAUUUUGGUCAUAACCAGUUACUCAGUCUGGUUAUGACCAACAUGUUGCUCUGUAGCCUGGAAUGUGAUCCAACUACCUUUUUAAGAUCAUAUAAACUUUGAAUAUUAUUGGCUUUUCUGUUUCUUAUCCAAACGUCUAAAAGUUGCAUUGAUAAACCCAGCCAAUCUAUUCCAUCUAUCCUC
This is a messenger RNA of Fundulus heteroclitus (mummichog), 3323 nucleotides long. Its product is annotated as solute carrier family 4 member 1 adaptor protein. The record is from RefSeq and is a predicted model, not a curated record. The transcript has 14 exons. Lineage: Eukaryota; Metazoa; Chordata; Actinopteri; Cyprinodontiformes; Fundulidae. Gene Ontology annotation, molecular function: mRNA binding; protein binding. Bases 43 to 2217 code for a protein of 724 amino acids.